UUUUUUUUUUUUUUUCAUAAAAAGUUUUAAAUCAAAAAAAUAAUAAUAAUUAUCAAACUUUUUAUUUUAUGUAAAUAAUAGCACACAAUUUAUAUAUUCCAUUCACAUGUGCCAUAAUAAUACCAAGUCUAUGUUAUUAGUUCAACCAUUAAAUAUUAAUGAUAUAAAUAUUAAAAUAUUGGAUGAUGAACAACAGCAACAACAACAACAACAACAACAACAACAACAACAUUGUCAAGGAAAAGCAGUCACACCGAUAGACGUGAUUGAUGAUAUCGAAUUAUUAGCCAUUUUAGGUUUAUCAUCACCCAAUAACAAUACCACUGAUGAUAAUACAAUCAACAAUAACAACGAUAUACCAAUUCCUCUAUUGGAUUGGGAUGAUAUACCAGAAUUAUCAGAAGGCGAAGAAGAUGAUAAUAAUACGAUUACAAGCAACUCAUCAAGUCAUAAAAGAAAAAGAGAUGAUCAUGAUGAUCUAUUUGCUCAAUUUGAUUUCGAAGAAGUCACAUUAUAUCCAUCAUCAGACACAAAGAAACAAAAGACAUUUGUUGAAGAUAACGAAAUCAUUAAUCAUCUAAAUGGCUUUUUAUUACAACAAAAAGAUGAUUCCUUGUAAAAUAUAACUCAUUCCACUCCACUUCAUUAUAUUAACUCUCUUUCUGUAUACAUUGUAAUAAAGAUUGUACAUAUGUUUUUU
Molecule: messenger RNA, 700 nt
Organism: Cokeromyces recurvatus
Lineage: Eukaryota; Fungi; Mucoromycota; Mucoromycetes; Mucorales; Mucoraceae
Exons: 1
Coding region: 107-619 (170 amino acids)
Source: RefSeq, a predicted model, not a curated record